Molecule: messenger RNA, 4212 nt
Organism: Penicillium alfredii
Lineage: Eukaryota; Fungi; Ascomycota; Eurotiomycetes; Eurotiales; Aspergillaceae
Gene: eaf1
Product: MYB and HSA domain protein
Exons: 5
Coding region: 1-4212 (1403 amino acids)
Source: RefSeq, a predicted model, not a curated record
AUGCUCCGCGACGAGCUCCUUCAGUCUAAGAACGAUGAGAUCGCAAGCUGCUUGCUGCGUCGAAAGCGAAAGCUUUCAGAGUUGUACUUUGCGACCGUGACAGUUGGCGGCGCGACCGGUGACUCGCUGUACCAGCAGAAAGAACAGGCAUUUCUCGACGCCAACGAUCUCUCCAAAGGUCGUUACUUCAAUGAAGCCACUCUGCCUGUGCCCGCCCAUGCGCGAGCGCGUUCAACAGGAGCUCCUGAUUCAAAAGCACAGCCUGUCGCCGGCAUCACGCCACCACCAACUGUUGAUGGUGGUGCCCCUCCAACCGAAGCUCACUCUCGUGGGACGUCUGCCUUAACUCAAACUGGAACUGCUACGCCAGAUGUCGCAUCGACUCCAGUGGAUGCGACAGGGUCAAAUCUGUCAUCCGCCACUAGUCCAAAGGCAUCGCAUGGCCUUGACGUCCCGACUCCGACUGCACCCUCGAUUCCAUCCCCACGCGCCCAGAAAGCAACUGCACCCGUACCACAGACGACGCCCAGCGCCCAGAAUCGCGAUGGAGAGAAGAAAGUUCCACUCGCCACAGGCACUGCGCAGUCACUGGAGAUUCCUCCCGACCCCUUCCCCCGCAAGAAACCCGACAUGCGAUCAUCUCUUACUCUCGGACACUCGCACCCUGAACAACCAAUCUCCCCUGCCUCGUCUGCCGAUCCUUACUCUAACAAUACCCCUGUCCCUGUGGCCGCCUCCCCCGACACCAGCCCCGCGGAAGAAGUUGCCGAUGUUGGGAAGAUCGAAGUCCCAAGUCCUAAACAUGAUCGAUCCGUGCAGGCUCGCCCAAGCUUGGUUCCCUCGACCCCCGAUGAGCAGUUGCGGAUGGAGGAAGCACAAUCGAUUCAACAAAAAUCUGGCGAUGGGACGGAAACUGCGGGGUAUCCUUCAUUGAGCCAGGUGAUCCAGGAAAGCGUGGGCGCAGCGGCAGACCAAGAUCAGAUGGAGGUUGAUCAAGAACCGACAGUGGAGACUGCUGAAGCGCGGCUGCCUGAUGGGACAGUUGCCGCAGCGGCUGAUGCAUUGUCGCCAACUGCGCGCUUGCCCGAAGAAAGCCAGCCCGCAGACGCGUCCGCGAGGAAGCUCGUAUCCAUUCCGCCCACUCAACCUGAAGUCUCGCAACCGGAACGCAUGACGACUCGAGUGUCCUCUGGUGCUAUUCGACACAAGUCAGUUUCUGAGAUCCUGGGCGAGGCCCCGAGAACACUCGUGCAUGAGAAAGGCCAUGCUAUUGUCGUCGCCGAUCAAGGAUCACCUGAUGCUGUGGCAAGACUGCGAUUCAAAGACCGCAAGGACCGAGAGAAGGAAAGAACCAGACUCUCAACCGUUGUCUUCCCGAAGCAGCCGCCUCAGCAAGACAAGGUUGAUUCCAUGGAUCUCAUCCACCGAGAUACUGGUGAUGCGGUGGCUAAGUUGAACGAGGAGCAAGAUUAUCUGUUCACACUGUUUUUGAAUCGCGCCUAUGCUCCACCGCGCGGAACCAACCUGAGCACACUCCUUACCUCCGCCCAUAAAACCCUGAGCACGGGGAACCAUCUGCUUGAAUAUCAGGAGCAGAUGGACUGUCGAACCCUUCGGCGGAUUUAUGCGCUCCAAAAUGCGAAUAGAUGGCCCCUGCGGCAACUCAAGCGCUCGGUGGAGCCCCCACGCCAGGGGACCCAUUGGGAUGUGAUUUUGGAUCAUAUGAAGUGGAUGCGCACUGACUUCCGUGAAGAACGAAAAUGGAAGCUUGCCGCCGCCAAAAGCUGUGCCGAUUGGUGUGCGGAGUAUGUCAAUAGUGACGAGGAACACCGCACUUUGCUUCGUGUUAAUGCGAAGAUCCCUACGCCGGAUCCGGGGGAGAAAGCUGCUCAGAAGACAGGCGUGGCCUCCCCCUCCGAAGACAUGGGCGACGAAGCGUUCGGUGCCUCCCAUCCUACUCCGGAUCUUGUGCCAUCUGCCGAGGAAGAAUCGGUCAGCGAUGGAUUCAAUGAUGAGCCACGGCAUGAUAUCCGUGACACGGUCGCCCCUGCUGCCAUCUUCUCUCUCGGCUCCGAUGAGUUCAACUUCUCCGUGGACAUGACUCCUGCCGCUGAAAAGUUGCUUGACGAAUUGCCUAUCUACACACCGUUACAGGUUCCGUCAAAGACGAACGCGCCUGUUUUCAAGGAAUGCCCAGAUUCGGUUUGGAAGACCGAAAUUCUGCCCGUAUCGAAGUUUGCUACGACGAAGGUCGCUUUCCAAGAUGAGGAGCCUCCUCGCAAGCGGAGUAGAUAUGACUACUCGCAGUAUGACACCGGAUCUGAGCACCGCGUUACUGAAUUACCUCCUGAGCAGAGCAACGUCGCACUUUUCCGCCCUGAAAACAAACACAUCCGUGACAGAAUCCAUCCUGGUCACUCUUUCAGACCGCCAACUGAGCAUCCAAUGCCGUCUGUCGGGUUCUUUGAGUCGCGGCAGUCGUCGCAAUGGACUCCCGCAGAAGAUGAUGAGUUGCGCUGCUUGGUGAAGGAAUAUUCUUACAAUUGGUCUCUGAUUUCUAGCUGCCUGACUCCGUCAUCGUUGUUCACUUCUGGAGCUGAGAGGCGGACGCCAUGGGAAUGUUUUGAACGCUGGGUGGGGCUGGAGGGUCUUCCGGCUGAUAUGUCGAAGACCCAGUACUUCCGGGCUUACCAUCAACGACUUGAAACGGCCCAGCGCACUGUUGUGGCCCAGCAACAGGCUGCUCAGCAACAGCAGCAGCAACAGCAGCAGCAGCAAGGCAAUGCGGCCCAGCCGCAGCCGCCGAUUCGUCGGAGGACGACCCAGCCAUUACGUGUUGACCGCCGAAGAUCCUCGAAGCAUCUUGCAUUGCUUGAUGCUAUGCGGAAAUUGGCCAAGAAGCGGGAGACAAUGCUUCAAAAGCAGCAGCACGCUUCUCAUCUCGCUUCUCUGAGAAAGGCCAACGAGGCCAAUCAACCCAAACCACCGAUCUCAUCACCGGCGGAAUUCAGUCGACUCAAGUAUGACCGUGAAAUGAAGCUGCAGGAAAGACAAGAACAGUACCGGCAGCAAAUGAUCGCCCAGCAAAGGGCUAGUCUCAAUGCUCAGCGUACCGGUCAAGCGCCUAACCAGCAGCAACUGGCGAAUGCGUCUGGACGAAACCCCAACUUGCCCGCCAACUCUGGCAAUCCCGGCAUGUCUGGCGCUACAUCCAACGGGGUGCCUAAUGGCGUGCCAGCUGGGGUUGGCGUCAACCAAAGCCGCCCUCACCCUAUUCCGAACAUGCCUGCGGGGGCCCAAGCCAACGGCCAGAUGCCGCCCAACGCCAUGGCGAUGAAAAUGAUGCCGCAAGCUCAAACGCAACAGCCCGCUGGGGCUCGACCUGGGAUGCCGAUGCAAACAUCCCCAGAUAACGCGCGCGUCAUCCGAGAAGCGAAUCGACUGCAAGAACAACAACGCAUCCUGCAAUCUCGGCAGCAGCAGCAACAGCAUCCGCACCAGCAGGGUCAGCCCCAGCAAGCCCAGCAGCAAUUUCACAACCAACAACAGUUUGGCCAGGGAACCAGCUCGCCAAGCUUGAAUAUGCCCAACGUCAACGGGGGGCCCAAUAAUCCUGCCAUGAUGGCCGCAAUGCAGGCACAAGGAAACAUGCAAAGCCCAUCAUUCCAUAGCGGUACGCCGCAGGGUGUUUCGACCCCGUCGCCUCGCAUGGGUCAGCCCAAUCCGCUUUCGAGCGGUGUUGUGCCGACUAUCAGCAACAUCCAAAGCCAGAUUCAGCGGAGCAAUCCGAACCUGCCCCCAGAGCAGGUGAACAAGUUGGCCACCGAGCGUCUCAAUCAAUACCAGCAGCAGCGCAUGUCGCAGCAGGCAGCAAUGAACGCGGCUGCCGGUGGCAUGAACGCGGUUCAGAACAAUUACCAAGUCCCGCAUGAUGGAGGUUUCCAGACGCCCUCGCAGCCCGGAAUGCCUAACGGAGGCCCCGCGAUGCAGGUUCCUCAAAACCAAGGAUUCUCACCGAUGAUGCGGGUUCCUCAGCCUGGUCAGCAGAAUCGGGUUGGCGUCACCAGCUCACCAGCCAUGAAUGGUGCAGUCCCUCAACCCAGCCGGAGUGGAACCCCCCAGACCCAGCGCAGUGGCAGCGCUCAGGGUGGCGCCGUGCAGGGCUCCAACAAGAGUCCGCAUCCACCGGCGGCUCAGACAGCCAGCAGCUAA